Messenger RNA from Saccostrea cuccullata (small rock oyster), 641 nucleotides. Its product is annotated as UPF0235 protein C15orf40 homolog. The record is from RefSeq and is a predicted model, not a curated record. Gene Ontology annotation, cellular component: cytoplasm. The transcript is spliced from 4 exons. Lineage: Eukaryota; Metazoa; Mollusca; Bivalvia; Ostreida; Ostreidae. The coding region runs from base 131 to 466 and encodes 111 amino acids.
GAUAAGGGUUUGUAUCAGACAUUGUUCCACACAUUUUAAUAAAAACACAAAGACAGUAUCCGCUUUUGUUUCAAAGCCACUGUUUUCAUCUGUCGGAAUAAAAUCGAUCCAGGCUUCAUUUUCAAGCCCUAUGUCAAAGAAGGCGAAGGUAGCAACUGUGGACCCAGUAUACCAGAGCACUGAUGGCAAAGUCGUGAUCACAAUUCUGGCCAAGCCAGGAGCCAAACAAAAUGCAAUUACUGAUAUCUCGGAGGAAAGUAUUGGUGUCCAAAUAGCAGCACCACCUGUAGACGGCAAGGCCAAUAUGGAAUUGGUCAAGUUCAUGGCGAAGACGCUGGGGGUCAGGAAAUCUGACGUGGUGCUGGAGAGGGGCUCAAAGUCUCACUCGAAAACCGUGGCAGUCACUGGUAAGAGUAAAGAAGAUGUGCUGGGCAUGAUCAGAUCUCAAAUAGACACAGACCACUGAUGCAGUGCGGACAGAAAAGAGAGGUUACAGGGCCAUCAUAAAAACUUAACAGGAUUCCUCUACAUGAAGUGGGAUGGAUUUAAUAGAGGUCAAUGACGUUAUGUGAUCCAGGAGCCACAGAAUGCCGCGAUCCUUCUGUGAUGUCAUCUUUCUGUGUAUGGAGGAAUAUAAUAGC